Messenger RNA from Octodon degus (degu), 910 nucleotides. RefSeq names its product calmodulin-4. The record is from RefSeq and is a predicted model, not a curated record. The coding region runs from base 151 to 597 and encodes 148 amino acids. The transcript has a single exon. Gene Ontology annotation, molecular function: enzyme regulator activity; calcium ion binding. NCBI's taxonomy places the organism in Eukaryota, Metazoa, Chordata, Mammalia, Rodentia, Octodontidae.
GACUGCCUUAUAGGUCUGCCCUCUGACGGAUGCUGCUGCAGAUCUCAGUGGCCUCCUUGAGCUGUGGACUACAAGCCCUGGGAACAGCAGACUGACACCACCUGUUUAGCAGCAAGCUUAGAAGCUCCACAAAGUUUCAGGGACACAGACAUGGCCAAGGAGAUGUCUCAAGAACAGGUGGCCGCCUUCAAGGCAGCCUUUGAUGAGGCAGACUUGAAUAAAGAUGGAAAGAUCAGCAAGCAGGAGCUGCGGGAGGUGAUGAAGAAGCUGGGCAAGAAUAUCACAGAUGAGGAGCUGACACUACUCAUGCAAGCUGUGGACAGGGAUGGUGACGGUAGCAUCAGCUUCGAGGAGUUCCUGGAUGUGAUGAAAAAGCAGAUGAAGUCCCUGGGCAAUGAGGAGAUGCGGGCUGCCUUCCAACUCUUUGACCAGAAUGGUGAUGGCCACAUCAGUGUGGAAGAGCUCAAACAGACGAUGGCCAAGCUGGGGGAGCAUCUUUCUCAGGAUGAGCUGGAUGCCAUGAUCCAGUUGGCUGAUGUGGACAAGGAUGGGAAGGUGAACUAUGAGGAGUUCAUGCGGGUCAUCAACCAGAAGUGAGGCUUUACCCUGACCCUGUCUGCCUGACUCUGGGCUGCCAGGAUCUGGCACCUUCUCAGGGACCUUGCUUUUGUGGUGGGGCUAUAGUGGAAACUCUAGGUUGGUGGACAGGAAAUUACCUCACAGAUGAGGAUGAUUUUGCUCUCUGGAGCCUGGAAGCUGCAGCAUCUGGGGAUGCUAAUGAGCCCCUCUCUGCCUACUGAUUCCCUGGGUGAAAGGCGUCCUCUUUGGUCUGGUCUCUCUUUCUUUCCCACAGUGUAGUAGGUGUUUCUCACUUCACAAGGCUGUUGUGAUGAUCUAAAUAAAAGGAAUG